This is a messenger RNA of Castor canadensis (American beaver), 1141 nucleotides long. The record is from RefSeq and is a predicted model, not a curated record. Lineage: Eukaryota; Metazoa; Chordata; Mammalia; Rodentia; Castoridae.
UUUUCCAUAUUUCAGUGGCAGAUAGCUUUAAGUAUCCACUUCCUCUGAGGUACCCAGAAAGACCCCAUUUUUCCUACUGUGAGAGUGGUGUCCCGCACAUGGGUUGGGUGAAAGGAGGUAUGUCUGUCCCCAGGGAGACCUGAAGUGAGUGCUCCAGCCUGGUGUGACCUCAGCCAUCUUCUUUAUUGACUAUAUUUUUGGUUGGUGCUCUUGUCUUACUCUCUUUUGCGUGUACAGGUCCAAACUGAAGACAGUGCAUGAGCGGAUCCCUUUGGCUGGACUGAGCAAGUUGCCCAGUGUCCCUCAGAUUGCAAAGGCUUUUUGUGAUGAUGCAGUGGGGCUGAAAUUCAACCCUGUCCUGUACCCCAAGGCCUCCCAAAUGAUUGUGUCCUAUGAUGAGCAUGAUGUGAAUAACACAUUCAAGUUUGGGGUCAUUUAUCAAAAAGCAAGGCAGACCCUGGAGGAGGAGCUAUUUGGGAACAAUGAGGAAAGCCCAGCUUUCAAGGAGUUCUUGGACCUGCUAGGGGACACGAUUACGCUGCAGGACUUCAAAGGUUUCCGAGGAGGCCUGGACGUGACCCAUGGACAGACAGGGGUGGAGUCAGUGUAUACAACAUUCCGGGACCGGGAGAUCAUGUUUCAUGUCUCCACAAAGCUGCCAUUCACCGAGGGAGAUGCCCAGCAGCUCCAGAGAAAGAGACACAUUGGGAAUGACAUUGUGGCCAUCAUCUUUCAAGAGGAAAAUACACCAUUUGUUCCAGAUAUGAUUGCCUCCAAUUUCUUACAUGCCUACAUUGUUGUGCAGGCUGAGAGCCCAGGCACAGAGACCUCAUCCUACAAGGUCUCUGUCACUGCACGGGAAGAUGUGCCUGCCUUUGGCCCCCCUCUGCCCAGCCCCCCUGUUUUCCAGAAGGGCCCGGAGUUCCGGGAGUUUCUGCUCACCAAGCUCACCAACGCAGAGAAUGCUUGCUGCAAGUCAGACAAGUUUGCCAAACUGGAGGACCGGACCAGGGCUGCUCUCCUGGACAACCUUCAUGAUGAGCUCCACAUGCACACACAGGCCAUGCUGGGACUGGGCCCUGAGGAGGACAAGUUUGAGAAUGGGGGCCACGGGGGAUUCCUAGAGUCUUUUAAGGUAUGA